Molecule: messenger RNA, 5146 nt
Organism: Grus americana (Whooping crane)
Lineage: Eukaryota; Metazoa; Chordata; Aves; Gruiformes; Gruidae
Gene: TULP1
Product: TUB like protein 1
Exons: 14
Coding region: 293-1882 (529 amino acids)
Biological process (GO): protein localization to cilium
Cellular component (GO): cilium
Molecular function (GO): actin filament binding
Source: RefSeq, a predicted model, not a curated record
AGUGCCAGGGAGGAGGGAAGGAGGUAGGGGCAGGGCAGAGGGAGCCAUCCUGCUCGACACUGGGCUGGAGCCAUGCCGCUGCAGACGGAAAUCCUGCGUGAGGUCUGGGCUGCUGACAGAGGGUCUCGCCCACCUCCCUCCCCCCUGCAGGACCUGCAAAGGGCUGAAAGCCCUCAACCCAUUGCUUUCUGUGCCCCACAGCCCCAGUGAGGAGCCGGGCAGCCCCCAGCAGCACAAGCCCAAACAGCACCAUCCACACGGGCAGAAGCUGAAGAAGAAGCGUCAGGAGCCCAUGCUGGAGCCUGAAGCCAAGCCCCGGCAGCUAUGGGCAAAGAAGUUGGGUGAGGCAGGGGCUGCGGAGGAGCCCCACGCCCCAGUGCAGGGGGUGAAGAAGCUGAGGAAGAAGAAGGAGGAGACUGACAAGGACCCCUACUCCAAAUUCACCAGGGAGCCCCGGAAGAAGAAGGAGAGCCCGGUCCCUCGCUUCCACAUGGCCAAGGGCCCCAAGAAGCAGCAAGAGCCAGAUGAGGACUCAGAGGAUGAGGAAGAGGUGGAGAAUAAAGACCCACCAAAAAAACUCAAGAAGAAGGUUUCCAAAGAGCCCCCAUCGGGUGAGAGCCGGGAGAAGAAGCUGAAGCCAAAGGCUCACUCCUUCCUGCUGUCCCCACCAUGCCACCUCCCCAUCCCUGCCUGUCCCCGUCCCCCUGUCGGGCUGCUCAUCGGUUCCUGCGUCCCACCAGGCGACAAGAGCGACCACGACAGCAAAGCCAAAUCUGCCAAAAACACCAAGAAGGAACCAAUGUCCAUGUUCCAGGUGAAUGGGGAGAAGAAGGAGAAGAAAAGCAAGAAGAAAGCCACCACAGACAGCGACGAGGAGGACAAUUCUGACUCCAGCACCAAACCCAUCAGGUCAGAGAAGAAGAAAAACCCAGCGUCCCUCUUCCAGACUGGCGGAACCCCCCCCAAGGAGAAGAAAACCAAAAAGAAAGCUCCUCCCAAAGUGGCUGAGAGUGAGGAGGAGACCCCAGAGACUCCGCAGAAAAACUCCAACAAGAAGGGGAAAGGGAAGAAAUCAAAGAAGCUGAAGGAGGAGAGGCCCCCAUCGCCCAUCAUUGAGGUGGACAACCUGGAGGAGUUUGUGCUACGGCCAGCGCCACAGGGGGUGACCAUCAAGUGCCGAGUGACGCGGGACAAGAAGGGGAUGGACCGGGGGCUUUACCCCACCUAUUACCUCCACUUGGAUAAUGACAAGAAGGUGUUCCUGCUUGCCGGGAGGAAGCGCAAGAAGAGCAAGACCUCCAACUAUCUCAUCUCCAUUGACCCCACCGACCUGUCACGGGGGGGGGAGAACUUCAUUGGGAAGCUGAGAUCCAACCUGAUGGGAACCAAGUUCACAGUGUUUGACAACGGCGUGAACCCUGACAGGGCCAAUGCCGACUGGUCGAACGUGCGGCAGGAGCUCUCGGCCGUGGUCUAUGAGACCAAUGUUUUAGGGUUCAAAGGCCCCCGGAAGAUGACAGUCAUCAUCCCUGGGAUGAAUGCCGACAAUGAGAGGGUGCCUAUCCGGCCCCGAAAUGAUAACGAUGGCCUCCUGAUGCGAUGGCAGAACAAAAACAUGGACAACGUGAUCGAGCUGCACAACAAGGCACCGGUGUGGAAUGAUGAGACCCAGUCCUAUGUCCUCAACUUCCAUGGCCGGGUCACCCAUGCCUCUGUCAAAAACUUCCAGAUUGUGCACGGCAGUGACCCCGACUACAUCGUGAUGCAGUUUGGGCGUGUGGCAGACGACGCCUUCACCAUGGACUACAACUACCCGCUCUGCGCUGUGCAGGCCUUCGCCAUCGCUCUCUCCAGCUUCGACGGGAAGCUGGCCUGCGAGUAGCGCCGGUGCCGGGGCUGCCGGAGCUGCCAGGACCAUGUGCCAGUGCCUGGUGGAUGCUCCUGCAUCCCUGUCCUACUCCACUCCCUCUGUUUCCACCUUCUGCCCAGUGAAUGCUUGCGAUUACAGCCUCUCCUGGGGUGGCUUGAGGUGCACGGUGACUGCAGAGCACUGUGGGACACUCAUCCAGCUGUGGUCACCCUCUCCAGGCAAAUUGGGGACAGACCGCUGGUCUGGGGCAGACGGCAGAGUCAGGUCCAGAGUAUAUUUAGCAGAUGAGACUGACUGCAAUUCCAAUCUCAUUCCUUUGAGAUAUUUCUUGAACUUGGAUCCUGGAAAUUCAUCCCCCCACCCCUUUUUUUUUUUUUAGGUUCUGGUUUGUAUUUUGUAGCUCAGUCUCUCAGUGAGAGAGGGGUUGGUGGUCUCCUUGGUUUGUGUUCCCUCACCCCCCUAUGAGUGUGCACAGAGCCCACACGUGGCCAGGCUCUGCCCAAGCUCCUUGUGAGGGAUCCCUUGCCCAGUCUGAUGCCCACUGGGCACCAAACCCUUGUUUUGCCCCAUUUUGCCCUGGUGCAAGCCCCUGCGCUGUCUUUGCACACCCCAGGCUCUCCACCCAUUAGGUCUAACCCUGCUGCCUGGAAGCCUUUGGGGAUUUUGGUCCCUAAGGAGCAGCCUGGCACCCAGAGCACUGGCAGCAUGUGGGCACGUGCCGAGGGAAGCUGGUGCUGGUGGAGGAAGGCCAGAGGCCAUGUGAGGCAGCGUCGGCAUUGCCGGCACAGGGCCAGGCUGGGUCAGUACCACCAGGAGGGACCUGGAAGGGAAAACUCUGGGUGCACCAGGAAGCACCGGGGUGACUCACGAGGUGUGGUGCAGCACUGAGUCACACUCAGUGCCCAGACGGGCCCCGCCAAGCCCCCCAUGCCCCCGCUGCUCACCAGCAGCUCUGCCGCAUCCCUCCAGAUCCCACCGAGCUGGUGGUUCCUCAGAGCCCCGCACACCUUGGGUGUCCCUGCUGCUGGGACUGGCCCCACUGGUGCUCCCUGCUCGUGGAGAGGUGGUGGAUGGGAGGUGGCACCCCGUGGCACAGACCUGUGGGGUGUCACGGGGGGCUGCAGGGAGUCUUUGAGAAGGGGAAAUGCUGGAGAGACGCAGCUCAGGGGGUGCAGGGCAACCCAUGCCCCCAUUUCCAGCACAAACCCACCUUUCUGGGAUGAGGAUUUGGCUGCACGCACAGUCACAAAUCUGAUUAAUUCAGUGAUUAAUUCAGUGAAUGAAGGUGCCCCAAAACACUGUCAUUGACUUCCCGAUAACGCUCCUCUCACCUGCUCAGCUCAUGCACUGACCCCAGGGGGGCUGAUACAAUUUGGAGUCCCCUUCCCAGAACACGUACAGGUCUUUCCCACAUCCUGGGGGUGAUCCAAGUCCCCUAAGUUAAUGCCGUGAGAGGUAGCCGGAGCAAAAAGGCUGAGGGGCAGGACAUGGAUGAGACAGAUGCAGUUGUGAAGAAGGGAUGCUUGUCCUCGCUGGGCAGUGUUGCAACGCUGCCGUGGCCCGAGCCCAUCCCUGUGAGGGGCUGGGACAGAUGACAGUGACAGUGGGACCAUGAGCUGCAGCCGGACCGGUGGUGAACAUCUGCCCUGGUGGCUUUGCAGAUGGAGCUGAGGUUUUCCCAUCAGCUGUAUGAAUCUGGGCUCUGUGAUUCAUUGGCCGACGCUCAUGGUGGGGGCAGAUGGAGGUGGACAGCUUGAGGACAACAGGCUGGUGUGGAACAUUGUCCCUUAUCCACAUGGCAAGGUCAGAGACCUUCUUGUGAGCUAAAGGGAGAAUCAGCCACCAUGGUUCAAGGCCAGCAUCCCCUGGCUAGAUAUGGCCAACAAAUGUGGGGAAAGCAAGAGCUUUCUGCCCAAAUCCAGCCACAAAUCCAACAUCUGUUUGAAAUCGGGAAAAGCUCAGCUAACAGUUGAACUAACACUUGUCCUCAUUUCCUCCAGUGGAAACAGAAAAGUCAAAGUAGGGUGAGAGAGAGGGGUUUGGGUUCCCCAAGCUCUCGCUGGAGCAUGAGCUGCUAUUAUCCCAGCUGCUCCUGGGGGAUUUUCUCCCUCACUGCACCCAAAACAUCUCCAUGUUGCCUGUUGUUGCUUGCAAUUCCCUUGGAUUCCCAGCCUGCAGCCCACAUGGAGCAAAAAAAUCUGCCAUAGGCAUCCAACACGAUGCCACCCCAUCCCAGAACACGGUUACUGUACCAGCCGCCCACCCCAAAUCACUUACACAAACCCUCUAACCCAAACCAACUGUGGCACAAGAAACAAAUGAAAACAAUUUAAUAGGGCGAUGGAUAUUUGGGCCCUUUGUUUGCGCUGGCUGUUAACACCAGAGGAGACAACGAAUGGAAGCAGUUGAAAUGUGUAUCUACUUUGGCCGAUGGAAAGUGUGACGGAUGCGCCGGCAGACCAAUGGCUGAGGAUGCUGGGGUGUGCGUGGGUGUGAAAGGAAUGCUUGCUGCAAGAAAAGAUCAAAAAAAAAAAAAGAGAGAAGGAGGCUUAUCAACGGGGUUUGAGCCCAAAGUCUGUGUCUUCCUUGGAGCAAAGGGUUUUCUCAAUCCCCAGGGAUGAUGUUUUCCCCACAGCAUGAGACUUUGAGGUUUCUGAAGCUUCCUUUUAGGGGGGUGGUGUUAGGCUUGGUGGUGCAGGGAUGGAUUUAACCCCACAAAGCACUUGUGCAGCAGCACAAGUAUGGCCAGUGGCCGGAGGUAACUGUCAGCAACUUGUCAAGGGAACCUCCUGGGAAAUGCAUUCUAUUUUUGCAAAGAUGGUUAUAGGGCGAAGGGGAGGAAAAAGAAAAAGAUCCCACCUUGGUUCUGAGUGCCACAUCCUAGCUAGGACCAAUGUCACUGCGGUGCCGUUGGCUCUCACAGGCGGUGGUUGCUGGCAUCUCUAUCCCACACCGAUGAGUGGAAAGAUGCUGGUCCAGGGCUGAGCAGGAGGAUGGAAGUGGGGGGGCUCUUCUCCGACCACUCGCUUCUCCCUUUGCCCCAGACCCCUGAGGCUUGAGGGGCUCCACGCACCCAACCCCGAACAUGGCCUCAGCCCAUGGGCUCAACCCUCUUAGGGGAGGCUGUGGGUUAUUCCUGUGGGGCUCCAAAAGGCAAAUGCUCCAUCAGCUGAGCAGCCUGUGGAGUGAGAGGGCUGGCUGCAUCCUGGCAGGUACAGGAGGGAAGCCCAACGCUGGGAAACUCCUCGCCUGGCAGUAGAAGGGCCAGAGCUGUUU